Molecule: messenger RNA, 2083 nt
Organism: Drosophila montana
Lineage: Eukaryota; Metazoa; Arthropoda; Insecta; Diptera; Drosophilidae
Product: 5'-AMP-activated protein kinase subunit gamma-1-like
Exons: 5
Coding region: 102-1697 (531 amino acids)
Biological process (GO): regulation of catalytic activity; protein phosphorylation
Cellular component (GO): nucleus; nucleotide-activated protein kinase complex; cytoplasm
Molecular function (GO): protein kinase regulator activity; AMP binding; protein kinase binding
Source: RefSeq, a predicted model, not a curated record
GCGAAAUUGCAGUUUUUCCAAUUGGGCUGCAACGUGUAAUCUCUGAUUCUUUUAGUUAUAUUAUAAUAUAGUCCAUGUUCGGGUAGAAUUUCUUCAAAAAUAUGCGCAACCACUUAAUUUGCCUGGCCCUGGUGCUAUGCACGCUACACAGCGCCUGCGGUUUAUACUUUCACAUAUUGGAAACGGAGCGCAAAUGCUUCAUUGAAGAGGUGCCCGAUGAGACCACUGUGAUUGUCAAUUACAAGGUUGAGCUGUAUGAUCCGCGUUCAAAUGGCUUUAUGCCAUCCUCGCCUGGUAUUGGAAUGCAUGUGGAGGUGCGGGACAGCGAUGAUAAGGUGAUUCUGUCGCGCGUUUACAGCUCGCAGGGCCGCAUGUCGUUUACGUCGCACACACCCGGCGAGCAUGUCAUUUGCAUGUAUUCCAACAGCACCGCCUGGUUCAAUGGCGCCCAGCUUCGCGUGCAUCUUGAUAUUCAGGUGGGUGAGCGUGCCAUCGACUAUGCUAAUGUGGCGCAAAAAGAGGAGCUAACCAAUAUGGAGUUGCGCAUACGCCAGCUGCUCGGCCAGGUUGAACAGAUAACAAAGGAGCAGAACUAUGAUCGAUAUCGGGAGGAGCGUUUUACUCACAUUUGCCAGAACACGAAUUCGCUCAUGUGUUGGUGGUCGCUGGGACAGUCUCUGCUCCUGGCCUUCCUUGUCUGUAAUGGUAUGCGCGCGACCCGGCACUGGAAAUUGGAGAAGCAACAGUUUGUGGGCACGCUUACCAUCACUGACUUUUUCAAGAUCUUGCAAAUGUAUUAUAAGUCACUCAAUUCGGCCAUGGAUGAGCUGGAGGAUCAAAAACUGGACCCAAAGUGCAGAGAGCUACACAACCAGGUAAUGCCCAUGGUCAGCAUCGGACCAGACACUUCCCUUUUUGACGCUAUCAAACUUCUCAGGGACAGCAGCAUUCAUCGACUGCCUGUGAUCAAUCCAGAGAAUGGCAAUGUUUUGUACAUUUUGACAGAAAAAAGCAUACUGAGGCUCAUGCUAUUGUAUAUUAACGCGAUAUCACAGCCCGCAUAUAUGAAGAAUAGUUUGCGCGAUCUGAAGAUCGGAACAUCCGACAACAAUGAGAUACCCGAUGAGAAAACAUGUAUCAAGAUCGAAUCCUUUGGGCUACUCGACAUUUUUGCUAAGUUUGAUGUAAUUAGUCCCGCUACUGCGAAGAUCUGUGACGAUCUCGAUGUUUCGCUGCGCAAGGCGAACGAGCAUUGCAACGAGUGGUUCGAUGGCGACCAAAAGUGCAAUCUGGACGAGUCGCUGUACACGAUCAUGGAGCGUAUUGUGUGCGCCGAGGUGCAUCGCCUGGUGGUUGUCGAUGAUCAGUGCAAGGUGAUUGGCGUCAUUUCGAUCUCAGACAUAUUGCUCUAUCUGGUACUGCGGCCGAGCGGUGAGGGUUUUGGUGGCUUGGAGAAUUCGCUGCGUGUCUCUGAUCCGAUGAUGUUGCGAAAUAGAGCCAAGGUGGUGUCGGCGAAGACGACACCGCUGCGCAGUCCAUCGGCUGUCAACUCCGGCAAUCAAUGCAUGAUUGAGGACAUAUCCGAGGAGGAGGCAGCGGGUGCGCUUGCACUGGCUGUUGAUAAUAAUAAAUCCGCCAGUGAAGUCCAGCCCAAUCAGAUCCUGGCCCACAGUGCACAAAAUGGCGCUGGUUACUGAAUUAACAGUUACCAAAAAAACCAACUAAACAAAAAAGAAAGAAUCUGUUAACACAUAAUUGCGGAGAUAAACAAGAACCAGUGCUGUAGCUGGGAAUGACCUACUUCAACCAAAACCAAAAAGAGCACGCGCUUGCUCAAGGCUUAGCCAAGCUAAAGCCAAAAAUACACUUUUUACUAUUUAGCGGGUAAAGAUAUCAAGUAUUAUUUUUAAUUUAACGGACACACAGCACAGCAUACCAUUUAAUCUAUAUGGAAUUGUAAUCUAUAUAAAAGUGUUUAUGCAAACGUACAUAUACAGGAAUUCAUACGCUAUCAAUUUCCGUUUUCAAUGUAAUUUUUAUUCAUUUGAUUUUGUGGAAUCAAAUUAAAUCUCUAUAUAUAAAA